This is a messenger RNA of Hibiscus syriacus, 516 nucleotides long. RefSeq lists its product as uncharacterized. Bases 1 to 516 code for a protein of 171 amino acids. The record is from RefSeq and is a predicted model, not a curated record. Lineage: Eukaryota; Viridiplantae; Streptophyta; Magnoliopsida; Malvales; Malvaceae. The transcript is spliced from 3 exons.
AUGGCGGUGGGAAUAUCAAAGGAUUUAAUAACCCAACUCCAGAUCUCACUUCACAAGCAAGCCAACGUGCCUUCCUACGAUCCCAACGACCCAUCGCUUCCCGGUCUCCCUUCCUUCCUUCACUCGGUCGAUCGCUCUCCCCGCCUCCGCUGCCACCACUGCAAGGCCCGUCUCCUUCGAGGCUCCGACUUCCUCCUUUGCAUUUUUUGCGGCAAACUCCCCACUGAGACGCCGCCUCCGCCCAUCAAAUUCCAGUCCACUUCGGGUUACAGAUGGUUUCUUCACUCUCUUAACUUGGAUGGAUCUGAAAUUGUGGGAGAGUCUUUAGACGGGAAUGGAAGGGAUAAAGAGCGUAGAGAGGAGUCUGCUUUAUCUGAUAUUUUAGGUUUAGAAAUAAGGUGGAAUGAUUCAGAGCCGGAGGAGUUUGAUUCUGGUUUAAGAAAGCUGACUUUCAGUCUUCCGAUUCUAGAGCUGAUCAAGGUGCAAUUAGCUCUCUGUCGUUUGAUCCUUAUGUGA